AUGUAUUUAUGCCUCACCUGUGCAAAGCUGGCUGCCCAACAAGCACCCCAGAGCAGUGCCGGUCGACAGUACCAUGUUCUGAGUAAGCCCAAUAGAGCAGUGUGGAUCAACGUGUUGUGUGCUCUGCUGGCCAUCAUCAUUAGAGUGCUGUGGUUCAACUGCAUCUUGUUAGCCAGCCAGAAAUCCCAGUUAGAGACCAACUACAGCAUCUUGGCAAGCCAGAAAUCCCAGUUUGAGACUAUCUACAACAUCCUGAACUGCCUACCAUCCCACCAACUCAACACUACUGGUGCUGAAAAGGACAUGCUUCUAACAAGACUAUGGAUCACCCAGCAUGCAGUGGAUGUGACUCUGGAUCCUGAUACAGCUCAGAACUACCUCACCCUGUCUGCUGAUGGGAAACAAGUGAAAAAGGGUGAUACAUCACAUCGCCCUGACAACCCCAAACGCUUUUAUUCUGGUCUCCGUGUACUGGGCAAGCAGGGCUUCAGCUCUGGAAGAUUUUACUAUGAGGUGCAGGUCAGUGGGAAGACAUCAUGGGGUGUAGGAGUAGCCAGAGAGUCCGUUAACAGAAAAGAGGAAAAUCUGAGCCCUGCAAAUGGGUGCUGGAGAAUAUGGCUGGUGAAUAGUGUGUACAAGGCAAUAGAUGAUCCCCCUGUCACCCUCUCCCUGAAAGAGAAGCCAGAGAGGGUGGGGGUGUUUGUGGAUUAUGGGGCAGGUUCGGUCUCCUUUUAUGAUGCAGACAGGUGGAGUCUAAUCUAUUCUUACACAGGUGUCUCCAUCAGGGAGAAAAUGUACCCCUUCUUCAGUCCAGGGUAUAAUGAUGAUGGCAAGAACUCUGCUCCACUAGUCAUCACUCCAGUCGUCUGUGCCAAGUAG
This is a messenger RNA of Engraulis encrasicolus (European anchovy), 879 nucleotides long. RefSeq names its product zinc-binding protein A33-like. The transcript is spliced from 4 exons. The coding region runs from base 1 to 879 and encodes 292 amino acids. Gene Ontology annotation, cellular component: cytoplasm. Gene Ontology annotation, molecular function: ubiquitin protein ligase activity; protein binding. The record is from RefSeq and is a predicted model, not a curated record. Gene Ontology annotation, biological process: protein ubiquitination. Lineage: Eukaryota; Metazoa; Chordata; Actinopteri; Clupeiformes; Engraulidae.